UCGCGCUCUGGCUUCAGAGGCCCCAGGAGCACGCCGUCGGGGGCGCUUCCUCCGCGCAGGGCCGCCGCGCAGCAGACGAUGGCCAGCGCGCUGGCACGGCAUCCCCUGCUCGUCGGCGAGCUUGGGUCCACGGCCGAGCUGGGGUUCCUGGCCCAGCGGCCCUGGCGGAAAGAGACAGUCGGGAAGGAGUUGCCGGACCAGGGCCUUCCCGCGAUCGACCGCGGGUGGGUGUCCCGGGCCGCUGUGCAGGCCGAUGCGCCACCAGCGAGCACGGUCGACGCCCCCGCUCCGCGCCGCCUGCAGAGGGUCAGCAGUCAGCCCCUCAAGAGGCGCGGCCAGGCGGGCAUUCUCGAAAGUGUUCCAUGUCGACACUUGGCCUCUCACGACGUCCACCCUGAUGGUUCUGGCGUGCGCAGUUGGCCACUCACGAAGCAGCGGCCUCAGCAGUUGGCCUCAUCAGCGGGAGCGCACUGCAUGAUGACGCGGAGCCAGCCGUGCAAGCUGUGCGGGUGUGUGGUGGAGUCUAGCCUCGCGGUCCGCCGUGGGCUGGCGAUCUUUGUAGACACCCGAUGGAGGCUGUCGAAGGAUGGCGUCCCGCGGAACGAGCCUUCGGCGGCGAGCAGACUCCUCAACGGCAGCAGUGCCGGCAUUGCCAGCAGGAUUUGCUCCAGCUGCGCUGGCGACUCCAGUCUCGACGCGACCAAGCCAUGUUCCGCCAAACAUGUCCGCAAGGAAGACCUCGGUGACGCCCUGACGAGCUUUCCGGGGCAGAUGCCGACCUGUCCAAGGAGCUCUCGUGACGCUUCGGAGAUCUUAUCGUGGCGGACGUCGACCGGCUCGACAGCGUCGGCGAUUUCUAGUGCAGGCUCUGCCAGCCCCUGGCUACCGCGCGAUUGGUCCAUGCAUUCGUGCAGGGUGCGCGGCACCCACAACGAGCAGCGUAAGUCCAAGUUCCAGCAGCGCGCCUGGCUCACGCUGAUUGUACAUUCGGAGAUGUUUUGA
This is a messenger RNA of Prorocentrum cordatum, 1002 nucleotides long. The record is from the annotation of a GenBank genome assembly. NCBI's taxonomy places the organism in Eukaryota, Dinophyceae, Prorocentrales, Prorocentraceae.